ACCCCGUGAUAAGUAUAUAACAGUCCUCUCUCUCUCUCUCUCGUGUUUCCAACACUUGUGCACCACAAAAAGGGUACUAUGUCGGCAGCAACGAAAUGCGAAAUUGAGAGAGAAAUUAACAUGUUACGUCAAAUAAACAAGGCCUGGAAAGAAGCCUACGAUAAAAUAUGGGAAGACAAUCGCACAUUAAAGAUUGUGUUGAAAGAAAUUGUCAAACUAAGAAAAGAUGAAGUAUCCCAGUUUGGCGAGCUAGAGGAGGCACAUAACUUACAAACUCAGCUGAACAAGUGUAAGAAAAAAUUAACAACGCUGGAAUAUAACAGCUGGAAGCUGGAAAAAAAAUACGACAGAAUAAGAAGCAGAUACGAAUGUAACUUAAAAGAAUUGCAGUACUCAAAAACAGGUAGUUAUGGAAUACUUAGGCUCUCGGCAGGUAGAAACAGACUUGAAAUGACAAAACGUUACUUGUAUGAGGAUCAACAAAAGAUCAAGAUGCUACACUCUGUACCAGGCCUUCACAUACCAGGAACAUUUAUUUGUACAGAUUUGACGGAAAAAGACGACAUAGAUGUACCGUCAUGCAGUUUGGUGAAUGAUGAUUUGCAAGACCACACGCUGUUUAAUAGUUAUGAAUAAUUUGUUAAUAUCAUCUAUUCACUUUUCUGUCUCCAAUUUGUGGAUAGAUUAAGUGAGAAUUACAUUUAAAAAUAUAUAUGAAACAUCUGAUCUGAUGUCAUAUGUUCUUCAUUUAGAUGUCUGUUCAAUAAAUUUAAAAGAUUUUCACUUUGUUCUACUGUUAAAAAGGAAGAAAUAUCCCCUAAACUUGUCAUAAGAUCUGUUUAAUGUCCUUUUUAAUUAAGGCCGGUAAAGAACAACAUUUUCUACGAUACGAAUAUUAAGUUUGUAUGAACUAAUACAAUAAGCGCUUGGCACCCCAGACAUGUCCAACGUUCUGGUGUUUGAUUAAUUAGUUAGGUACAUAUAUAUGUAAACAACGUCAGGUAGAUAAUUUUUAACGAGAAUUUGUUGUUAAAUAUUUAAUUUGUUUUGCCAACUUGUGUUAUCUCGUUUUAUUUAGUAAAUUCUCUGAUUUUGAAAUUUCAAAAUAAACUUUCCCUAAAUAGCUUUUUAAAGUUCAAAAGCACCCAUUUAUUUUUUAAAAAACCGCGUUUUAUUUUAUUCAGUUUUAAAUUAUUUUAUUUGGAUGUUAAAUACGCGCCUUUACUCGUUAUUUUUUAUGUCAAAACCGUCGUGCUGUUAUUUCAAGAAUAGUUUGUUUUCAAUUAAAUCUCAUUCACAAAGAAUAUCAAUAUUUCAUAUACUUGCAUUGAAUUUCGUUCUUGAUAUUUAUUUUAUUUAUAUAGCAGCAAGCAUUUACACUAUUUUCUUAUUCCACGUCAUAAUUUUGUAAUUUUAUACGGUUAACCGGAUGUACAAGUUUAGAUAUACGAAUUUUCUUAAUGUAUUUUUCCUUCUGAUCAAAUUAUUCGCUCUUUUUGAAAAUAGAUUAAGGACAGAGUAAAUAAAA
Molecule: messenger RNA, 1528 nt
Organism: Hydractinia symbiolongicarpus
Lineage: Eukaryota; Metazoa; Cnidaria; Hydrozoa; Anthoathecata; Hydractiniidae
Exons: 4
Coding region: 79-636 (185 amino acids)
Source: RefSeq, a predicted model, not a curated record